AUGCCACCAAAGAAGGCCCAGGGCGGCGGCCAGAAGGUCGUCGUUGACAAGACGUUCGGCAUGAAGAACAAAAAGGGAGGCAAGGCGCAGAAGCAGGUGCAGAUGAUCCAGCAGCAGCAGCAGCAGGCGGGCAAGUCGAAAGAGCAGCUGGCAAAGGAGAAGCAAAAGCAGGCCGAGAAAAAGGCGGCGGCCGAGGCGGCGAAGCUGCUGGCGAGCGACCCCAUGUUUUCCAUUGUGCAGCCAAAGGUGCCGUUCGGCGUCGACCCCAAGACUGUCACCUGCGCCUUUUGGAAGGCGGGCAAGUGCGACAAGGGCUCGCGCUGCAAGUACGGGCACUCGCUCGACGCCGGGCGCAAGGUCGAGAAAAAGGACCUGUACACGGACACGAGAGAGGCGGGCGACGACGCCAAGAAGAACGACACGAUGGACAAGUGGGACCUCGAGAAGCUGGGCCAGGUCGUCAUGAGCAAGCACGGCAACCCAAAGAGCACCACCGACAAGGUGUGCAAGUUCUUCCUCCAGGCCGUCGAGGACGGCAAGUACGGAUGGUUCUGGGAGUGCCCCAACGGCGGCGAAAAGUGCAUGUACCGGCACCGGCUGCCGCCAGGUUUCGUUCUCAAGUCGCAGAAGAAGGAGCUCGAGGAGCUGGAAAAGGCCAACGAGAUUUCGCUCGAAGACUUCCUCGAGACGGAGCGGCACAAGCUGGGGUCGAACCUGACGCCGGUGACGGCCGAGACGUUUUCCAAGUGGAAAAAGGAGCGGGUGGACAAAAAGGCGGCCGAGGAGGACAUGCUCAAGGCCAAGAAGGCGGCGCAGGCGCAGGCCAACAAGAUGGCGGGCCUCAGCGGAAGGGAAAUGUUUACCCUCAACCCGGACAUGUUUGUCGACGACGAGGACGGCGACGGGGACGGAGAGUUCGACAUGCAGCAAUACUUUACCAAGGACUGGGAGCAGGGCCGACAGUCGGACGACGAGGACGGCGGCGACGACGAUGGCGACGGCGACGAUCAGGACCGGGGCGAGGGCAAGGCCAACGGCGACAAGGCGGCCGAGGCCGUCACCAAUGGCGUCGAGAAGAUGUCGGUCCAGGCCUGA
This is a messenger RNA of Pseudozyma flocculosa PF-1, 1095 nucleotides long. RefSeq lists its product as uncharacterized. The record is from RefSeq and is a predicted model, not a curated record. Gene Ontology annotation, cellular component: cytosol. The transcript is spliced from 4 exons. NCBI's taxonomy places the organism in Eukaryota, Fungi, Basidiomycota, Ustilaginomycetes, Ustilaginales, Ustilaginaceae. Bases 1 to 1095 code for a protein of 364 amino acids. Gene Ontology annotation, molecular function: mRNA binding; metal ion binding. Gene Ontology annotation, biological process: cytoplasmic translation.